This is a messenger RNA of Serendipita indica DSM 11827, 318 nucleotides long. The record is from the annotation of a GenBank genome assembly. NCBI's taxonomy places the organism in Eukaryota, Fungi, Basidiomycota, Agaricomycetes, Sebacinales, Serendipitaceae.
AUGUUCCUCGGGGCUCCCACUCGACUUCCAAGGCUCGACCAAGUGCGCACCGACAUCAAUCGUCGCGCCGUCAAUAACCUCGACUUUUCGUCCGCAGUCUUGUCGCUCGAUGCCCUCUAUCACUCGGUCAUCUCGCUACCUCGUCUGGCUCUCAGUUCCCCUGUCGCGCAACCACUCGUCAAUUUUCUUGGAUACGUAACCUUAUGGUUCAAUGCGUAUAAGCAAAUGUUUAAUAACUUUAUCAACCCAUCUAUAUCGGCUCUGCUGAUCGGAGCCGCCCGUCCUGUAGACUCCCUUCCCGCCCCCGACCCCGCAUAA